CAUUUAAUUAUUAUCAUUAUUUUCUUGAUGCUUUUAUUUCAAUUGUCUUUUGCAUACAAAUAUUACUUAAAACAUUACUAAUUAUUUUCAAAAAAAUGAAAAACGGAAAAUCUCCGAAGACAAUAAAUAUAAUCCUAUAAAGGAAAGCACCCUUUGUUAAUUAUUAUCCUUAGAUCUCAACUGAACCCUCGAGGAAAAGGGCAAAAAAAAAAAAAAAAAAAAACUAAGAAACAAAAAAGAAAAGAGCACGUCAUGUCACCUUGUGUACAAAUUUCAUUUUCUCCGCAAAAACUAUAAGGAUUUAAUUUGAUUUAACUUUUCUUAAUUUCGCUUUUUUUUUUAAGAUACAAUACAAUAAAAUUCAUAAAUGAUUAUAAAUAUAAAUAAAAUUUAUUUUUCCCUCCUUGAAUCUUCUUCAGAGAAAAAAGGAAACUCCAUCUCUCUCUUUCUGUGUGUCUGUCUCUUUCAUGCCCAAAUUUUUAGCAAGAAAUGAGAUAGACGAUCUACAUCUUCUAAACCCUUUUUCUUUUAGUUUUCUUUUUCAUUCUUUCUCUCUUUGAAAACAUCCACUCUUUCUCUCUCUAGAAUGGAGAAUAAUGAUGUAUCCGAAGAUCUCUCUGAUUUAACUCAUCGGCAACCUGACUCCGACAACAAUGACCAGCGACUCUAUUUUGUUCCUUACAGGUGGUGGAAGGAUGCGCAAGAUUCAACAAUAUCGAGUGAAUCUGAUGGGAAGAGAGGGGUCCUCUAUAUGGGGACUUCAGGUUCUUCUUAUGCAGGUCCUAUGAAGCUUAUCAACAACAUUUUUAACUCGGAUCUUGUAUUGAAUUUGAGGAGAGAAGAGGAAUCUUUGCCGAAUGGUGAGAAUGGUGAAGUUGGUGUUUCUGGGCGAGACUAUGCAUUGGUCUCCGGAGAAAUGUGGUUGAAGGCACUCAAAUGGCAUAGUGAUGCUAAAGUUGCAUCCAAGUCUAGCAAAACAUUUUCUGCUGCAGAAGAUGAUAUGUCAGAUGUCUAUCCCCUGCAAUUGAGGCUUUCUGUGUUGCGGGAAGUGAAUUCCUUAGGUGUUAAAAUUAGCAAGAAGGAAAAUGCAACUGAGCUUUUCAGAAGAGCCUGCAAGAUUUUCAGUGUUGAUUCUGAGAUGCUACGCAUAUGGGACUUUUCAGGGCAAACAACCCUUUUUUUUGUAAAUGACAAAAGUAAAUCACCAAAAGAAUCUCAGCGGCAAUUAGAUCAGGAGAUCGUUUUGGAGUUACAAGUUUAUGGAUUGUCGGAUAACAUGAAAUGCAGAGAUGGGAAAAAGGAUGAUGCUGUUGCACAAAAUUGUAAUGGAACACAUUCUUCUGGAACUUCACUUAUGAAUGGUAGUGUCAGCAAUACUAGCACCAGUUUUUUCCGUUGUGAUUCUUCAGCCUUGUUUGGAAAAUCUGGAGAAGCUGGCUCUUUGGGAUUGACAGGACUACAGAAUCUUGGAAAUACUUGCUUUAUGAACAGUGCCAUUCAGUGCCUAGCACACACACCAAAGCUUGUUGAUUAUUUUCUUGGAGAUUAUGGCAGGGAAAUAAAUCAUGACAACCCAUUGGGCAUGGAUGGUGAGAUUGCAUUAGCUUUUGGGGAUCUAUUGAGGAAAUUAUGGGCUCCUGGAGCAACUCCAGUGGCACCUAGAACGUUCAAGUCAAAGCUUGCUCGAUUUGCUCCUCAAUUCAGCGGAUUUAAUCAACAUGAUUCUCAGGAACUCCUUGCCUUCUUGUUGGAUGGACUUCAUGAGGAUCUCAAUCGUGUAAAAUCAAAGCCUUAUGUAGAAGCCAAGGAUGGAGAGGGUAGAUUGGACGAAGAAGUUGCUGAUGAAUAUUGGCAGAAUCAUGUGGCUCGCAAUGACUCAAUUAUUGUUGAUAUCUGCCAAGGUCAAUAUAAAUCAACAUUAGUCUGUCCUAUUUGCAAGAAGGUGUCAGUUACAUUUGAUCCAUUCAUGUACUUGUCUCUACCUCUACCUUCAACAAAUAUACGGACUAUGACUUUGACAGUUGUGAGUACUGAUGGAAGUAGCCAGCCAUCUUCAUUUACCAUUUCUGUACCCAAGUAUGGAAAAUGUGAAGAUCUUACCCAGGCUUUAAGCAAAGCAUGUUCUUUGGGGAUUGAUGAGAUGCUCUUGGUGGCAGAGGUAUACAAUAACCGCAUUAUACGAUAUCUAGAGGAGCCAUCUGAUUCUUUAUCAUUAAUUAGAGAUGGUGAUCGUCUGGUUGCUUAUCGAUUAAAGAAAGAAUUAGACAAUAUUCCUUUAGUUGUAUUUAUGCAUCAGCAUAUGGAGGAGCAGUAUGUCCAUGGAAAACAAACUUCAAGUUGGAAGGCAUUUGGGAUUCCUCUUGUAGGACCGGUCCACAGUCUUGUCAAUGGAUCUGACAUCCAUAAUUUGUAUCUAAAGCUGCUUAGUCCAUUUCAUAUACCUGCUGAUGAUGGCAUGUAUAGUUGUAAUAACACUACUAGUACUGCAAAGGAAGAAAUUACAGAAAAGGAUAAUGGUUGUUCUGCUUCGCACGGAAAUGCAAACCCCUCUAUUGUAGAAGAGGCCACUAACUCAUCUUCAUAUUCUGAACUACAGUUUUAUAUAACAGAUGAGAAGGGAAUAGUUCAGGACUUGAAGAUAGGUAUAAAUGAGCCUGUACCAGUUACAGGAGUGCCAAAACGGUUUAAUGUUCUUGUAUGUUGGACAGAAAAACAAAUUGAACAAUAUGAUACUCGCUUGCUUAGCUCAUUACCUGAGGUUUUCAAGUCUGGCUUUCUUGCAAAGAGACCUCAGGAAUCUGUUUCUCUGUACAAGUGUCUUGAAGCAUUUUUAAAGGAAGAACCUCUUGGACCAGAUGACAUGUGGUUCUGUCCAAGCUGCAAAAAGCACCGUCAAGCCAGUAAAAAAUUAGAUCUUUGGAGACUGCCAGAGAUUCUGGUUAUUCAUUUAAAGAGGUUCUCUUAUACCCGUUUUAUGAAGAACAAGCUUGAGGCUUAUGUUGACUUCCCUGUUGAUGAUCUUGAUUUGUCAGCUUACAUUUCCUACAAGAAUGGUCAAUUAUCUCAUCGCUAUAUGCUUUAUGCUGUCAGUAAUCACUAUGGAAGCAUGGGAGGUGGUCAUUACACAGCAUUUGUCCAUCAUGGGGCUGGCAGGUGGUAUGACUUUGAUGAUAGCCUAGUUCAUCCAAUCAGCCAGGACAAGAUAAAGACUUCGGCUGCUUAUGUGCUUUUCUACAGAAGAGUUGUAGAAGUUUAACUUUGGAGUAGAGUUACCAGUAGUUGAGAAUCAUAUGGAAGCUAAAUGGUUAGUGAAUUUUUUAACAUUUUUUUUCUGUUCGUCGUACGAGUAUUGUCUGAGAGGGUAGCAUUCUUUUGUUCUUGCAUUGUUUAGUUCAAAUUUAUUAGAAUUUCCAGCACGGAUGGAAGGGAAUGGGGAUUAUAAGGUUGAAAUAGGUGCAGGAGAUGAUUGUAUCAUAGAAACAACUUAAGAAAGUGAAAGAUACCAAAACAAAUCUUUCUUAUACCUGUAACCAUUAGUGAGAGAAGUUUUGCAGAGGGGUUACUUUGAAACCCUAACACACUGUAGUUCUUGCUUACUCGUGUAAUUCUUGUACAACUAAUGAUUGGAAAUAUCAAAAUUAUUUGAUAGGAAA
Ricinus communis (castor bean) is the source of this 3653-nucleotide messenger RNA. Its product is annotated as ubiquitin carboxyl-terminal hydrolase 8. The transcript has 13 exons. Bases 587 to 3256 code for a protein of 889 amino acids. Gene Ontology annotation, biological process: protein deubiquitination. The record is from RefSeq and is a predicted model, not a curated record. NCBI's taxonomy places the organism in Eukaryota, Viridiplantae, Streptophyta, Magnoliopsida, Malpighiales, Euphorbiaceae. Gene Ontology annotation, molecular function: cysteine-type deubiquitinase activity.